Molecule: messenger RNA, 10452 nt
Organism: Oncorhynchus nerka (sockeye salmon)
Lineage: Eukaryota; Metazoa; Chordata; Actinopteri; Salmoniformes; Salmonidae
Product: voltage-dependent N-type calcium channel subunit alpha-1B-like
Biological process (GO): chemical synaptic transmission; calcium ion import across plasma membrane
Cellular component (GO): membrane; neuronal cell body; voltage-gated calcium channel complex
Molecular function (GO): high voltage-gated calcium channel activity
Source: RefSeq, a predicted model, not a curated record
GCGGAGACAACCAAACCGAAUCUCUGAAGAAAAAUAAUUUUAUUUGUUGAAUAUUCUCUUGAACAUUCCACACACCGAAAGGAUCGCGUGGCUGGAACAACUGUGUGUGUUGUGAUGCUUUUUCUCUAUCUUUUAUCUAGUGUCAGUUUAGAUUUUUUGAGUAAGAUUAGUGCGAUUCUAGAAUGGCUCGCUUCGAAGAGGAACUAUCUAACCGGCGUGGAGGGGUCUGUCAAGCGGGCCCACCAAGAGGGGCAGGUAGGCCAGCAGGCCCCCCAAGCGGUCCUAGGGUGUACAAACAAUCAAUGGCCCAACGAGCCAGGACAAUGGCCAUUUACAACCCCAUCCCUGUCAAGCAGAGCUGUCUUACUGUCAACCGUUCUCUAUUCAUCUUUAGUGAGGACUGCAUCAUACGGAAAUAUGCCAAAAAGAUUACCGAAUGGCCUCCAUUUGAAUACCUGAUCCUGGCCACCAUUAUAGCCAACUGCAUCGUCCUUGCCUUGGAACAGCACCUACCAGCCAGCGACAAAACCCCCAUGUCAGAGCGCCUGGAUGACACAGAGCCCUAUUUUAUUGCAAUAUUUUGUUUUGAAGCUGGCAUUAAGAUCAUCGCCCUUGGUUUUGCGUUUCACAAAGGCUCCUAUCUUCGGAAUGGCUGGAAUGUAAUGGACUUUGUGGUGGUACUAACAGGGAUGCUGGCUACAGUGGGAGCAGACUUUGACUUGAGAACUCUGAGGGCCGUACGGGUCCUGAGGCCACUGAAACUGGUGUCUGGAAUCCCUAGUCUUCAGGUAGUUCUAAAGUCCAUCAUGAAAGCCAUGGUGCCUCUGCUGCAGAUUGGCAUGCUGCUCUUCUUCGCCAUACUCAUGUUCGCCAUCAUCGGCCUGGACUUUUACAUGGGCAAGUUCCACCGGACCUGCUUCAGGACUGAUACAGGUGAGCAGGCAGCAGAGUUCCCCUGUGGUUUGGAGGCUCCAGCGAGGACCUGUGAGAAUGGCACUGUGUGUCAGGAAUACUGGAUCGGCCCCAACUACGGCAUUACCAACUUUGACAACAUCCUCUUUGCUAUUCUGACCGUCUUCCAGUGCAUCACCAUGGAGGGAUGGGUGGACAUCCUCUAUAACGCCAACGAUGCCUCAGGGAACACCUGGAACUGGAUCUAUUUCAUCCCCCUCAUCAUCAUCGGAUCCUUCUUCAUGCUCAACCUGGUCCUGGGAGUCCUGUCUGGGGAGUUUGCCAAGGAGCGUGAGCGUGUGGAGAAGAGGCAGGAGUUUCUGAAGCUUCGCAGGCAGCAGCAGAUCGAGAGGGAGCUGACUGGAUACCUGGAAUGGAUAUGCAAGGCAGAGGAGGUGAUGCUGGCAGAGGAGGACAAGCAUGCUGAAGAGAUGUCUCCUCUGGAUGGAGCGUGGUACAAGAGGAAACACAACAACCCAGUGUUAAAAAGAGCCAAGAAGAGCAAUAAUGACCUGAUCAACGCUGAGGAGGGCGAAGACCACUUCACUGACAUCUCAUCUGUUGGGUCUGCGUUCACCCGGGCUACUCCCCCAGGUUCUCCAUACACCCGGGCCAGCCUGAAGAGCAGCAAGAACGACAGUGCUUCCUACUUCCGGAGGAAAGAGAAGCGGCUCCGCUUCACCAUCAGACGCCUGGUCAAGGCCCAGAGCUUCUACUGGACAGUCCUGUGUCUGGUGGGCCUCAACACACUGUGUGUGGCCAUUGUUCAUUAUGACCAGCCUGAGUGGCUCACCUAUGCGCUGUAUUUGGCAGAGUUUGUAUUCCUGGGCUUGUUUCUGACUGAGAUGUCCAUGAAAAUGUAUGGACUAGGACCUAGGAACUACUUCCAUUCCUCUUUCAAUUGUUUUGAUUUUGGAGUGAUUAUAGGCAGUAUUUUUGAGGUGAUCUGGGCAGUUGUGAAACCUGGGGCUUCCUACGGCAUCAGCGUCCUGCGAGCUCUCCGUCUGCUCAGGAUUUUCAAAGUCACUAAGUACUGGAACUCUCUGAGGAACCUGGUGGUCUCUUUACUCAACUCCAUGAAGUCCAUUAUCAGCCUGCUCUUCCUCCUCUUCCUCUUCAUCGUGGUGUUCGCCCUACUGGGCAUGCAGCUCUUUGGGGGAAUGUUUAAUUUUGAAGAUGAGACACCAACAACAAACUUCGACACCUUUCCAGCAGCCAUUCUCACAGUUUUCCAGAUUCUGACAGGAGAGGACUGGAAUGCGGUGAUGUAUCAUGGGAUAGAGUCCCAUGGGGGCGUUCGGUGGGGAAUGUUCUCCUCUAUCUACUUCAUCGUUCUCACCCUGUUUGGAAACUACACUCUGCUCAAUGUCUUCUUGGCCAUCGCCGUUGACAACCUUGCAAACGCACAGGAGCUCACUAAGGACGAGGAGGAGCAGGAGGUGGCCAUCACUAAGAAGAUGGCCCUCCAGAAGGUCAAGGAGGUGAAGGAGGUCAGCCCCAUUUCAGCAGCUAACAUCUCCAUCACUGCGCUACACAGUAUGCUGUACACAGGCCAACAUGGAGCGGAGAGGGCAAUGCCAGCAAGUUUUGUAAAGCAAAGUCGAGGUGCACUCUCUUGCAGCUCGUCCGUCUGCAGCGUUAAUUCACUGAGUUAUGUCUGCUCCCCAGUCCAUCACUACUUGAGUAUGGAGCAGCAGAAGUCUCUGAAGAUGAUGUCAGUGUGGGAGCAGCGCACCACUCAGCUGAGGAGACACAACCUGCGGGCCAGCAGUGAGGCCCUGUACAGCGAGCUGGACCCUGAGGAGAGGCUACGCAUGUCCUCCGCCCUGCACAUCCGCCCUGACAUGAAGACCCACCUGGACCGGCCCCUGGUUGUGGAGCCCCACGAUGGCCCCGGCCCCAUGGGCUACCUCAAGCCCUGGACCCCUGAGGAGACAGAUAACCCUGGGGACCCAGCCAGCCCCCAGCCACGUAGGCGCCACCGGGACAGGGAGAGACCCAUCGACAAGGCCAAUGAGAUUGGAGAUUCAGGCAAAGAGGGUAGGCACCAUGUCCAUCACAGUCGCAGCAAGGACCCCAACGGGACUCGGUGCAAGGAGGGGAAGAGUGAGCGGUCGCACAGCCGAGAGGGUGGCAGGAGGCACCACCAGCAGACCUCAGUGGACGAGGGAGGUGGAGGGGGAACUGGGACGGGAGAGAGAGAGCACCGCCACCACCACUCCCACAGACAGGCCAGAGAGGGUAAUGGCACUGUCAACAGCGGACGCAAGGAUGAGCGCAGGUCACGCCACAAAGAUGGCCGCUCGGGAGAGAUAUGCUCCAGGGGAGAGAACAGGGCCAAUGGGGAGAGGAGGAGACAGAAGACCCACAGUUACAGGGGCAAGUCCACACUGGAGGGAGAGGAGCACAGUGAGCAGGAGAGGGGGAAGGGCCACAGGGACAGAUAUGUGGAAUCUGAGGGCGACUCCAUGGCCACUAGCACCCAGCAGGACCCUGGAGAUCAGAGGUGGGGCACAGAGAUACCUGAAGACUCAGACAACCAGAGGAAUGUCAGACGGACAGGACGGACGGCCAUCCACAUCCCCCCUGUCACCAUCACCUCCCCGCCUGGGGAGACCACCCUUAUCCCCAUGAACAGUAUAGACUGUGAGACCAUACCUAUGAACAAGGAGAAGAAGACCCUGGAGGCGUUGACUCGGACCGGACCCAGACCCAUCCUCCCCUACAGUUCCAUGUUUGUGUUUGGCCAGACCAACAUGGUGCGGCGUCUGUGUCAUUACAUUGUGAGCCUGCGGUACUUUGAGAUGUGUAUCCUGGUUGUGAUAUCUAUGAGUAGCAUUGCAUUGGCUGCUGAGGACCCUGUCCAGGCCAACGCUCCACGCAACAAUGUGCUCAAGUAUCUGGACUACGUCUUUACGGGAGUUUUCACAUUUGAGAUGGUGAUUAAGAUGGUUGACCUGGGCCUUCUGCUCCAUCCUGGUUCUUACUUCAGAGAUCUCUGGAACAUUCUGGACUUCAUUGUGGUCAGUGGAGCACUGGUGGCAUUUGCAUUUUCAGGGUCCAAAGGAAAGGACAUCAGCACCAUCAAGUCCCUCAGAGUUCUGCGAGUCUUACGGCCCCUCAAGACCAUCAAGCGCCUGCCAAAGCUGAAGGCUGUGUUUGACUGUGUGGUCAACUCCCUGAAGAACGUCUUCAACAUUCUCAUUGUCUACAUGCUCUUCAUGUUCAUCUUCGCUGUCAUCGCUGUGCAACUGUUCAAGGGGAAGUUCUUCUACUGCUCCGAUGAGUCCAAGGCACUGGAGAAGGACUGCAGAGGUCAUUUCCUGGACUACGAUAAGGAUGAGGUGGCCGCCCAGCCUCGGGUGUGGAAGAAGUAUGAGUUCCACUAUGACAACGUGCUGUGGGCCUUCCUCACUCUCUUCACUGUGUCCACCGGAGAGGGCUGGCCCGAUGUUCUGAAGCACUCUGUGGACGCUACCUUUGAGGACCAGGGUCCCAGUCCAGGCUACCGUAUAGAGAUCUCCAUCUUCUACGUGGUCUACUUCGUGGUCUUUCCCUUCUUCUUCGUCAACAUCUUUGUGGCCUUGAUCAUCAUUACCUUCCAGGAGCAGGGGGACAAGGCCAUGUCAGAGUGCAGCCUGGAGAAAAACGAGAGGGCCUGCAUUGACUUCGCCAUCAACGCCAAGCCACUGACGCGUUACAUGCCAGAGAACGUGGAGUCCUUCCAGUACCGGAUGUGGAAGUUUGUGGUGUCACCCCCGUUUGAGUACGCCAUUAUGAUCAUGAUCGCCCUGAACACCGUGGUGCUCAUGAUGAAGUUCCAUGGAGCUCCAGACUUCUACGAGGCCAUGUUGAAGCACUUCAACAUCGUCUUCACUGCCCUCUUCUCUCUGGAGUGUAUUCUGAAGAUCAUCGCCUUCGGACCACUGAACUACCUGAAGGAUGCCUGGAACGUGUUUGACUUUGUGACCGUGCUGGGAAGUAUAACUGACAUUGUGGUCACAGAAAUCAAUGAUCGGCUUUUGAACCUGAGUUUUCUGAGGCUGUUCAGAGCAGCUCGUCUCAUCAAACUACUGAGGCAAGGCUACACCAUCCGUAUCCUGCUGUGGACCUUCGUCCAGUCCUUUAAGGCCCUGCCCUAUGUUUGCCUUCUGAUAGCAAUGCUGUUCUUCAUCUAUGCCAUCAUCGGUAUGCAGGUGUUCGGAAACAUUGAGCUCAACGAGGACACAUCCAUCACUCACCACAACAACUUCCGCACUUUUCUUCAGGCUCUCAUGCUACUGUUCAGGAGUGCCACAGGGGAGGCGUGGCAUGAGAUCAUGCUGUCGUGUUUGAGUCACAGAGCCUGUGAUGAGAGGUCAGGCAACCUGGGGAAGGAGUGUGGCAGCGACUUUGCCUACUUCUACUUUGUGUCCUUCAUCUUCCUCUGCUCUUUCCUGAUGCUUAAUCUGUUUGUGGCUGUGAUCAUGGAUAACUUUGAAUACCUGACUCGAGACUCUUCUAUACUGGGGCCUCAUCAUCUGGAUGAGUUCAUCCGUGUUUGGGCUGAGUACGACCCUGGUGCCUGCGGACGGAUUCGCUAUAACGAUAUGUACAACUUGUUACGAAUUAUCUCGCCCCCUGGCUUAGGGAAGAACUGCCCUAAUAGGGUAGCGUACAAGCGGCUAGUCAAGAUGAACAUGCCCAUCGCUGAUGACAACACAGUCCACUUCACCUCUACACUCAUGGCCCUGAUCCGGACGGCUCUGGAGAUCAAACUGGCCUCAGGGAUGGUUGCCCAGCGUCUCUCUGAUGCUGAGCUGAAGAAAGAGCUCUCCCAGGUUUGGCCAAGCCUCUCACAGAAAACUAUGGAUCUGUUGGUGACACCACACAAACCCAAUGAGCUUACUGUUGGGAAGGUGUAUGCAGCCCUGAUGAUCUUUGACUACUACAAGCAGAACCGAGCCAAGAGGCUCAAGGAACAGCAACAGCAGCAGCAGAAUGCUACUGGCUCCCAGGGGAAGGUGGGGGCUCUGUUUAAACCAAUACUGCCCCUGACUCACACGCAGGAGAAAGUGAAGGAGAAGGCCAUGACCAACGUGGAGCCUCCCUGUGAGCAACUGCCUCAGCCCCAGUCUCAGGCCCUACCUAGACCCAGCUCCACCCUGCUCAACAACGGAGGCACACUGCCAGGCCAUGACGGCACCAUGAAAGGAUCAUCCUCCUGGGUGUCCGAGAAGUCUAGAGAGGUCCACAGACCCAGGAAUAAGACACCUGUCCAAAGGGGCCAGUCUGAGGAUGUCCCAAACCUAACCAUCCCCCAGGAGUCAGUGGAGAUGAGGAAGAUGGACACCAGUUGCAGCACAGUGCCUGGUCCUGGGUCUGGACUGGAGAGCCAGGAAAGAGCUGUGUCCAUGCCUCGCCUCAAUGCAGAGCUGCAGAGGAGCAAGUCGCGCCACUCCCCGGGGACCCUGCUGGCACCUGUUCCUGACUGCAGCCCAGUGAAACGCUCUGCGUCCACCCACGCCCCCCAGCGCCCCCAGGAGGUGAACCUGCAUGAAUACACCCUGGAGAGGCCCAGCACCCAAGAAAGGCCUCACCAUCACCACCACCACCACCGCUGCCACCACCACCGAGAGAGGGACAAGAAGCAGUGGUCACUGGACAGGACGCCAAGCACCAUUGGUGCACCAGGAGACCCGGCUGCAGAGCCCUCAUCUAGAGACAGGGUGCAGGACCGCGGCCGCUCCCAUGAGAGGAAGAACCACUCGACGGCAGGGGAAAAGCAGCGCUACUACUCUUGUGAUCGCUACAGCAGCAGGGAACACUGCCACACCACCAAGUCUGCCACCACCAGCUGUGCCACCUCCCCAAGCGAGGUGCAGGAACCCAAUAUCAACAAGCAGGGUAGUGGUUGGGUUAAAGGCAGCCCAGUGAUGUUGACCUCAGGGGCUAUCACACCUAGCCGUGGACGCAGGCAACUCCCACAGACCCCCCUGACCCCCCGCCCCGGGGUGACGUUCAAGACUGCAAACUCCUCCCCUGUGCACUUUGUGUCUGCCCAGUGUGUCAGCGGCCUGCCCACCUUGAGUCCUGGCUGGCUGAGCCGUGGGCUGUCUGAGCACAAUGCCCUGCUGCAUAGUGGCACCUCUCACAUCCCCUCCCCCAUCACCCGCAUCAGCUCUGAGCCCUUCCUGGGCUAUAGUCACAGUGACCCCCAGGGCCAGGGUAGCCCGUACUGCAACCUCCGGGACGAGCUGAUGAGCCCGUAUGCUGCCAGAGCACGCUCCCCUCGGACUGCACGUCCUCAAAUGAGGCCGGGGCUCCACCUGCCUCCACCACCCCAGAAGAGAAGUGUGGUGCCCAACAAAUGCCACUUUACCUUUGGUGGUAAUGGCAACGCCAGCCUGGGCUCUGACUCUGGUGCCAGGCCACACAGGUACUAUCACGAGGCAGAGGAGGAUGAAUGGUGCUAGCAUGGCUUUGAACAGAUGUUUUUAAUGCAUUUUGAGGAAUCGUGAUGAGUUUUAUCAUCUUUUUUGAAGGCUUUAGUUUACACGGUUGCUGUAUGAUAAGCUAAUUAUGGGAAAUAAAUCAUGGAGGGGUGGAAUUCAUUUGAAUGUGAACAAAACAGCAGCAUUUUUAGGACCUGGAUGAAUAUGAAAGUGGAUGUGGAUUUGGUGAAUUGUUGGUAAUUCAGUUGGAUCUGACCAACUGUAAGGUGUCUUAUGCACUGAAGACAAUGGCAUUUUUCAUUGAGGGCACUUUUGCUUUGCUUCUUUAUCAAAUGUAAUUAUUUUCAGUCUUUAUAUUGACCCAGAUAGUAGCAUAAGAAACCCUUCUACAGGUACACAGAGUAGAGAUGGGUGAGCAGCAGCCCUCUUUGCUGUCUCUGCGAUGAGCAGAGUGAUCGGCUCAAUGGAAAGUCCCAUGACAAUACCUAGACACUGUUAAGCAAGUGUAAUAACACAUGAUUAGGAAAUACUUAUUGAAACUUCCCUAAGAAACACACUGGAAAAUAUCCUAAACAGCUAUUGCUUUGCUUUGGGACUCUUACCAUUCGGUAAUAUAAAGGGAUUUACAGUAGCCCAAUCCAUUAUAUAACAUUCCCUUCCUGUCAGAAGAUACAGCCUGAUAGAGAGAGGGAUCGAUGCUGUCAUUCCAGACAAUGAUUGUUGAUUUGCUGCUGUUGAACCAUCAAACUUCACUACCACUACUAGAGAGAAAUUAGGAAUGGAAAUGAAAUGUUAUUUGUUUUAUAUAAAACUAUUGUAGAUGUUUUCUUUUCACUGUCUGCAUUUUCUGUAUGAUGUAAAAAACACUUAGUUUAUGUAAAUUGCUUACAGUUUGUCAUAAUUUCAGGUCUAAUGUUUCUUACAUACUCUCUGCUUCCAAUGUUUAAUACAAAGUGCCUAUCCUUUUUAGAUAUACUGUAGUAAAGAUGCAAAGUUAACCGUUUUUGGAAAGCAUCAACACUUAAGCAGUUUGUUCAAUUGGCUAGUUCUGCAGGAGAACAAGAUGUACAGCCAGCCUUAUCUGAGAAACGCUAACUUUUAUUUGAGAAAAAAAUUACAUUUGAAUGGAAAUGACUAACUACCUUAUGACUGCUGAUAUUUUUCUUGUUUAAUUGUCUUUUUGGUAAAUAUAUUUAAUCAAUGUGAGGGGUACAAUAAAAGCUAGUGCAAAAGCAUAUAUCAUGAACACGUAACAAACAUGCAUUAAUUGCAUUAGUAGCAUAUCAGUCCAGUUAGGGAAGACAUUAUCAGAGUAACACAACUGCAUGUUUAAAUCAUAAACCUGGUUGACCACAGUUAUGAAGAUGUAGUAGUGUAUAUUUAUUUUCCUUGUGAGGAUACUCAACUGCGAUAGCAUUGCAACCUCUGUAUUGCCUUCUGUUUCAAUGUUAGAACUGCAGACUCAGUAAAGAACAUAAGGAAUCUGAUGAUAAACAAACAGUGUGCACUUUCUGGAUGGAUGUUCUUGAGAAGCAACGAUGAAUACAGAUCCCUGAUGAGAGAGUGUGCUGAGUUGGGGCCCUAGCACCCUCUGUGUCUCUCAAUUGGCUCAGACCCCUCUGUGGUAAAGGUUUAAGUCUCCCCAUUGGCUCGGACCCACGUGACUAAGAUCUGCCCCCCGAUCUAAGCUUCCAUUUUUUAAGAAGAGUAUUUCCCAGCUGUCAGAUUAUAAUAUAAAUCUUGUUCACACCUUCUAUCUUUCUAUCUACCCAACCCAUGAUAACCGCUGAUGUUGAUUAUUCACAUCUGCCUCUAAAAAGCUUCAGAUAUUAUACAUGGAUAGUAAUAUAAUAUCAUGGAAAAUGUUGCCCUGCGAUGGAUGAUCUAAUUCUUGGAUAGCUAAAAGUUUCCGCUCUUUUCUAUUCUACAGUACAUUGGGGGUGGAAUGUAACAAGGUAUGCUGUAUAAAGUAUGCUCUACUCCAGUGAAGGUGUUGCUCAAUAAUUGAUAGUAGCGGAGAUACUGUAGGUUGGACCAGGUGUCGCCAUGACCACACACUCGUCUGGGUUCUGUACUGCAUAUUUCCCAGAAGCAGGGUUUUGAUGACAGGGAAAGUAGGGCUAUGCAACAAGACACUAUAUACUUCAUCCAUUCUGUAGCUUUACGUGCUGAGAUCUCCAGAUUCAUUCUUCAGCAUGAUUGUGACCAAAUGUUUUAUAUAAAACGUAGUUUUUUUUAAAUGAUAAAAAUGUAUUUAAAAAUGCAUUAGGCACAACGGAAAUUCAUAAAGUAUUUAGAAAUACAGCAACUUCUAUAUAUUUGCAUGCAUACAAUUUGCCCAUUUUGAUGAUGUCAAGAGGUAAACCUGUGUCUUAAACAGUAAGUGAACAAUGUUAUGGUUAUUUCUAUCUGUUCCGUGUCAGGUCACCUGAGAGGGGUGAUCGCUUCAGUGGAGGGUGUUCAGAAAUAUUGAAUAAACUGUAAUGGUUUUAUUUUGUAUAAGACAGGAACAAAUUCUCCACAUUAUUGUCCAGAUACAUUAAUUGAUUACCCCUUGACAUGUUGCCAUAGUGGGUCAAAAACAUAUAUAUACAAUCAGUCUCUUCCUUCAUCUCUGUGGCCUCUUGUAUUAUUUCUUUCAUAAGAAACAUAUCCACACCCUAGUCUCUAACAGUUGGUUGCCAAACAUUGAACUGUUCCUAUUUCUCGUUCUGCAUACCAACUGCAGUGUACAUGUGGCUUCUGGAGAAAAUAAUGUUUGCAUGUUCUGACAAUGUAUGUGCAUGUAAAUCUUGGUACUUUUUGAUGCCAUCUGUUAAUUUCUUGUUCAUUUUUAUUGAUCUUUGAUAUAAACUGUGGGGUUUGUUGGAGAAAAAAAAUCUUUAUAUAAAAACAGUAUUGAACAAUGUUGAUAGUUCCAGCCAUGCAACAGAGCUGGAACAUUAUUUGGGUCUUGAAAGUGAGAUGUUUGUUGCCUGAUUAUGUUUAUUGGCCAGACUUAGAAUUCUGAAGUUGUUUCUACAUUUACAUUUUGUAUGCAACCAAGUUCCUUGAAUUAAAAAAAUAA